Messenger RNA from Auanema sp. JU1783, 1920 nucleotides. NCBI's taxonomy places the organism in Eukaryota, Metazoa, Nematoda, Chromadorea, Rhabditida, Rhabditidae. The record is from the annotation of a GenBank genome assembly.
AUGAAUAGAGCCAAACCUAAAAAUACAAGCAUGAUAGAUUACCAAUUUCGGGAAAAGCUUACACGAACGCGUGAACGAGUAGAAGAUUUGUUUUACUUCGAAGGGGCGAAGAUUGGUAGAGGUACUUAUGGACAUGUAUUUAAAGCAACUCCUAAAGCACCGUCCGAACGGUACCCUGCCAAAAUGUACGGGUUGAAAUUGAUAGAGGGACAAGGAUUAUCUAUGUCGGCGUGCAGAGAAAUAGCUUUAUUAAGAGAAUUAAAACAUCCCAACUUGAUUUGUUUACAAAGAGUUUUCCUAACAGUUGAAAGAAAAGUGUGGCUACUACUUGAUUACGCUGAGCAUGAUCUUUGGCAUAUAAUUAAAAGUCAUCGAGCUGCGAGAGCUAAGAAAACUCCUAUAAUGGUAGCUAAAGGCAUGGUCAAAAGUAUACUGUAUCAGAUUUUAAAUGGUAUCCACUAUCUUCAUUCAAACUGGGUUCUACAUAGAGAUCUAAAGCCUGCGAAUAUUCUUGUGAUGGGUGAUGGACCAAGUGGAGUGCGUGGAAGAGUUAAAAUCGCUGAUAUGGGUUUUGCUCGUAUUUUUCAAUCACCUUUGAAACCCUUAGCCGAAUUAGAUCCAGUAGUUGUUACAUUUUGGUAUCGUGCUCCAGAACUUCUCUUAGGAGCUAAGCAUUAUUCCAAACCUAUCGAUGUUUGGGCCAUAGGUUGUAUCUUUGUUGAAUUACUGACUGCUGAGCCCAUCUUCUUUUGUAAAGAAGAGGAUAUCAAAGCUCAGAGUCCCUAUCACUUCGAUCAAUUAAAAAGGAUUUUCACUGUUAUGGGGUAUCCGACGGAAAGUGAUUGGCCUGAUCUCAAGAAAAUGCCUGAGUACGGUAGGCUGCAACAAGAUAUUAAAGCUAACAAUGUUAGUUUUGCCGGAGCUAGUAUGCAGAGAUAUAUUGAAAAGCACAAAGGGGUUGAACAUGACAGUUUACAAUAUAAACUUAUGCUCAAGCUUCUUACUAUGGAUCCGAACAAGAGAAUCACUUGUAAAGAUGCUAUGGAUGAUCCUUAUUUCAAGACUGAACCUAGAUUAACAGAAGAUGUGUUCGGGAAGUUCGAGAUCCCUUAUUCGAAACGUGACUUCCUGGUAGAUACUGAGAAAAAGCCAGCCCCUGUUGAAGAACCUCCUCAAGUUGUAACAACUGCACAAACAUUCACUACGGAUAUGAAAUACACCACCACCAUUGGUAACAUCAUUCCACCUGGUCUUGAUGAACCAUCGAACAAGAGACUGCGGUUCAACGCCGGCAUACAGAUGACUCCACAAUUCGGCGAAUACGCGCAUGGAAACCUACCAAUGAACCCGCAAGGUGUAUUGGCUGGAGGAGGUGCUGGAAACCCUGUGCAAUAUUCUGGGCAUCAGUAUCAAAUGCAACAGAAUAAUAUGAGAAAUGCGAACGCUCAAAGACCUUCUGGACCUUAUCCUAAUAAUGUUCUGCCAGGUGAUAUGAUGAUGCAGCAGAACCAAAUGAAUGCGCAGAUGUUACAAUCGCAACAGAACAUUCCUCAACAUAACCUACCUCCACACGUAGCACAAACGAUGCAAAUGAACAUGCCACAACACAAUAUGAAUCCGAAUUUCCAACAACAGAUUCCUCAUCAGCUCCAUCAACAGUCUCUCCAGCAACCCCAUCCCCAACAACAUCAACAGCAAUCUCACCAGCAAACUCACCAACAACCUCAUCCACAAGCUCACCCACAGGCUCACCAGCAAUCUCUACAACAAUCACAUCAGCAGCCUCAUCCACAGGUUCACCCACAGGCUCACCAGCAAUCUCAUCAGCAACAACAUCAACAAUCUCACCAGCAACAACACCAGCAGCCACAUCCGAACAUACAAGCUGGAAAUCCCAACUGGAGGAAUAUGUAUCCAUAG